CAUUGGACGGACGUUUUGCAGCGAUUAUACGCGAAUCGGACCGGAUACCACGCGAAAAUCGUCAACAAAAAUAUCGUACGUUAAUUUCAAGUUAAAUUAAUUUUCCUAAAAAUGUUGCGCUCUCCUGGCAGGUUUUUUCGUUUGAAUUUCGAAAUUUUUCGUUUUUAACUCGCGUGUUCUUUUUUCAAUUAGUGGGCUGUGAUUGGACAGUGUUGUGAAUAUUCAAAUGUCGAGUUUUUAGUGUUGAGCAAUGGAUGGGGAGAACCGGAUUAUUUUGAACGUUGGCGGAAUAAGAUACGAGACUUACAAGGCGACGCUCAAGAAGAUCCCAGCGACACGGCUCUCGCGGCUGACGGAGGCACUCGCCAACUACGACCCCGUGCUCAACGAGUACUUCUUCGACCGCCACCCCGGCGUCUUCGCACAGGUCCUCAACUAUUACAGGACCGGCAAACUCCAUUACCCAACCAAUGUGUGUGGACCACUGUUUGAAGAGGAGUUGGAGUUCUGGGGGCUGGACUCCAACCAGGUGGAGCCAUGCUGCUGGUCCACCUACAGCAUACAUAGAGACACACAGAAUACCCUGGCGAUCCUGGAUAAAUUGGACAUUGACAGCGAGAAGCCUUCAGAAGAAGAGAUUGCCAGGUUGUUCGGCUAUGAAGAGGCAUACUUCUCAGGGGACCUUGGAGUGUGGCAGAGACUCAAACCCAAAGUCUGGGCGUUGUUUGAUGAACCCUCCAGUUCUCCUUCCGCGAAGGUGAUAUCAGCUAUAUCCGUCUUCUUCAUCUGCAUAUCAGUGCUGUGUUUCUGUCUGAAGACACACCCUGACCUUCGAGUGCCGGUUCCCACAACGAUGCCUUGGUCUGUCAACGGCAGUUUAGAGAAUAGUACCGCGAUGGAAAUGAGACAUCCUUGGAUGGAUGAUGGACAGCCACAUGUGGCUUUCUUCUACAUAGAGCUGGUCUGCAAUGUGUGGUUCACUAUUGAACUGUUGGUGCGGUCUGUGGUAGCCCCAAACAUAAUCGAGUUCAUAAAAUCUCCCGUAAACAUAAUAGACUUUAUAGCCACAUUAAGUUUUUAUAUGGAUGUGGUGGUAGAAUUAACAGUUGUAAGAAGAACUGUGGAUAAAGCUGAUAUUUUAGAAUUCAUUUCCAUUAUAAAGAUAUUAAGGCUCUUCAAGCUGACGAGACAUAGUCCUGGCUUGAAGAUAUUGGUGCACACUUUCAAGGCUUCGGCUAAGGAGUUGACCCUUUUAGUAUUUUUCCUGGUGCUCGGAAUAGUUAUAUUCGCCAGUCUGGUGUAUUAUGCUGAGAAAUCUCAGGAUAAUCCAGACAACCAAUUCAAGUCAAUCCCCCUGGGGCUAUGGUGGGCUAUCGUGACGAUGACCACUGUGGGCUACGGUGACAUGGCACCCAAGACCUACCUGGGCAUGUUCGUGGGUGCUCUCUGCGCGUUGGCCGGCGUGCUCACCAUAGCACUACCAGUACCAGUCAUCGUAUCAAACUUCUCCAUGUUCUAUUCGCAUACGCAGGCGCGGUCAAAACUUCCAAAGAAGCGGCGUCGAGUGCUACCCGUGGAGCAACCCCGUCGGAAGCGUGAAGUAACUGCCUCCAACCGACGGGUAAACGCCGUCAAACAUCCCGUGGUCCUGAAAGAACUCUCACCUGGGAGCAACAAGUUCGGUGUAAACGGUAUGAACAUGAUCAGCUUGGCCCUGCAAGCUCCUCCGAAUCUCUUGAGGCCUCCAGCCGUCAACCCUCAACCACUCCAAGCUAGAGCACCAAUUGUCGAAAGUCCGCUCAUCAACACACAAUCAGCUGCAAUAUCCCUGGCAUCAUUGCAACCACCACUAAUGACCGCCCCACCUUUGCAACCACGUCCUGCAACCACAGGAGCCCUCGACCUGAUGCUCCCGUUACAACCCAAGUUGCUACCCGGUUACAACCUGCAAUCGUCAUUUUUAUCCAGCACUCUAUCGACCGUCCGCCCACCCGACCUACCAGAUAAGAAAGAGGAGUUCAAACCGAGCGUUGAAAUAAUCGUCGAAAAGAGAGAGUCGAUUUCCGAAUGUUCGACUUUAAAGAACAGUGACAUAGAUAGAGACGUUCCAAUAGAUUUGAAUUUAGAAAGUGAAAACCAUAAUGUUGUUGAAUGUGAUGACAAUUGUUCGAAAGAUGAAAUUAAUUCGAACACGAUAGAUGCCAAAGAUACGAGUUUAGUCGAUGGUUCAAAUGAUAAUAGUCCAAAUAAUAAUUCGAAUUGAAUUUUCGUUGUUCGAUGUAUAGUUGUAAGAUAUCGAGAAUUUUCUAAUUGUGAAACCCCAAAUUAGUGUUACCGAUAAUGUCUCCCACUAGAAUUACUUAUUGUAGUUAUCGAAUUAAAAUUCCUCUAAAAAUUCUAGUCAUUAAAAUAACUAUUGAUUAUUUAUAGAUUCUUUUCAUAUUUGUUAAGCGUUGAAAAGGAAUUUAUUUUAUGUAUAAAACUUGCGAUGCCAAAAUUAAU
Messenger RNA from Pectinophora gossypiella (pink bollworm), 2502 nucleotides. Its product is annotated as potassium voltage-gated channel protein Shaw-like. Gene Ontology annotation, biological process: potassium ion transmembrane transport; protein homooligomerization. The record is from RefSeq and is a predicted model, not a curated record. Gene Ontology annotation, cellular component: neuronal cell body membrane; voltage-gated potassium channel complex; axon. The coding region runs from base 251 to 2263 and encodes 670 amino acids. NCBI's taxonomy places the organism in Eukaryota, Metazoa, Arthropoda, Insecta, Lepidoptera, Gelechiidae. The transcript is spliced from 10 exons. Gene Ontology annotation, molecular function: protein binding; delayed rectifier potassium channel activity.